This is a messenger RNA of Durio zibethinus, 1263 nucleotides long. The record is from RefSeq and is a predicted model, not a curated record. NCBI's taxonomy places the organism in Eukaryota, Viridiplantae, Streptophyta, Magnoliopsida, Malvales, Malvaceae.
AUGAAUCCAAGUUUUGUGGAGCUUAGCUUGAGUCUUAAACCAUCUUAUGUGCCUAAAUACUUAAGUAACUUGCUCUUAGAUCUGUCGGAAAUUGGUAAUGAGGAGAAGUUACCGGUGUUGAGUGAUUAUAUUUGCAAGCAUCAGGAGGAGUUAAGCAGGGUUGAGGCUUUAAAGCAUGAACUUCCUCAAUGCAGGCUACUUCUAAUGGAGGCAAUUGAGACAUUGAAGGAGGAAUUCAUGAACAUAAAGAAUAAUAUAGAAUCUCAGUCAGAACAGCCUGAUCUAGUGGAGUAUUUGUCAACAAAGAGGAAAAACAACGAGCAGGAGCAAAGGGAAAUUACAUACAAUCCUGAUCAAGACCACUGUAACCCUAGUCAUAAUGCAAAGAGGCGGAAACCAUUACUCCUAGAUAACUCCCAGCAGAAACCAUUAGUACUCCUAGAUAACUUCCAGAAACUGGCCAUCAAAACCGCUGUUGACCGCCAUGCUGUACCACCAACUGCCGAGGUGCUCGACAACAACAAAAUGAGUUGCAGGCGUUUAAGCACCACAUCCCGUCAAGUUCCUAACAUCCAAUCCCCAGGUCACUGCAAAGAGCAAGAUCUAGCAAGGAAACAAGGCAACACUUAUGAAGAAGGUUUGAUAACUGGCGAACAAAGUAAGCCUCAAUUUCCUCCUCCACCUCGCAAUCUCAAAGCAAUUCGGCCAUGCAAACAGUUAUUGGUUCCAUACAAGGAGUGUAAUUCGAAUUCCAUUGGAUCAUCAAUUACUGGAGAGGAAAAGCUGCAGGAUGUACCCAUGGAUGAUCAAUAUUCAUCUAGAAAUCAAGGUUUCUUGUAUCUCAAGACAGAUGAUAGAAUUCAAACUCUUAAUUAUUACCCAAAGCCAUUGACUCAACCCAUUUGGAAGAAUAACAAGAGAUGUUGGUCAUCUGAGCUUCAUGCAAGAUUUGUGGAGGCUCUAAAUCUGCUUGGAGGCAUUCAAGUGGCUACUCCUAAGCAAAUCAGAGACCUCAUGCAGGUUGAGGGGCUUACAAUUGAUCAAGUAAAGAGUCACUUGCAGAAAUAUAGACAUCAUUGUCGUAUGGUUCUGGCAUCUUAUUUCGGUCGCUUGUCAUUUGUGCUCCUUUUGGUCACAAGCAAUGCUUCUCAAAAUGGAAGGCAGACUAAUUUGGUCAUUUUGGCUCGAAAACUGGAGAAACUAGAGAGCUUGCCACCUAGCUAUGGCUAUGAUCUCUCCCUCUCUUUGUCUUCUGUCUACUAA